This is a messenger RNA of Zea mays, 4023 nucleotides long. RefSeq lists its product as uncharacterized. NCBI's taxonomy places the organism in Eukaryota, Viridiplantae, Streptophyta, Magnoliopsida, Poales, Poaceae. Gene Ontology annotation, biological process: nuclear-transcribed mRNA catabolic process, nonsense-mediated decay. Gene Ontology annotation, cellular component: telomerase holoenzyme complex. Gene Ontology annotation, molecular function: telomerase RNA binding; protein binding; telomeric repeat DNA binding. The transcript is spliced from 7 exons. The record is from RefSeq and is a predicted model, not a curated record. The coding region runs from base 237 to 3338 and encodes 1033 amino acids.
GGAGCCCUAGCCAGCUCGCCGAGAGCCCGAAACAGUCCAAUCCCAACACGGCGACGACGCCAGCGGAAAUCGCAUCGCCCUCUUCCUCUUUCCCUCGCUGUGCAAUCUCCCCCAAACUCCCCUCUCGAACCCUCGCUCUCGUCGCCAGAGCAAGCAAAGCGCAGUGGCAAGGAGAUGGAAUUGAUAAUCAGUUUAUGCGAAGCAUAAUGAUAAAGUUGUGACAUUGCAAUGUUAUUAUGCAGAAUAAUGAACUUGAAGAUCAGCUUCGCAAGUCCGCACAAUCCAAAGUCCCAUCAGAUCCCAGCAUAUGGCUUCAGAUGCGUGACAACUUUGAGAAGAUUAUUCUCAUAGAUCAUGACCUAUCUGAACAGAAAGAGGUAGAGUAUCUCCUAUGGAAGUUGCAUUACAAAAGAAUUGAGGACUUCAGGAGGAGCAUUAGUGCUGCAAGCUCAGCUGCAUCUCAGAGUGGGAAGAGCAACGCUAAUCCAGAUCGAGUCAAGAGAAUUAAAUUAACCUUCAAAAGCUUCCUUUCAGAAGCAACUGGCUUCUAUCACGACUUGAUGUUAAAGAUCAAAUCAAAUUUGGGCCUUCCACUCAGUUACUUUCCAGAGGGCAUCGACAAUGCAAACAACUCUGCGCGAGAUGACAAGACAACAGUGCAGUUGAAGAAAGGUUUGAUUUCAUGCCAUCGCUGCCUGAUAUAUUUGGGAGAUCUUGCUCGUUACAAGAGCUCGCAAGGUGAUGGUGAUUCUGCUAGCCGUGAAUACGCAGCGGCAUCUAGUUACUACAUGGAGGCUGCUUCUAUCUAUCCUUCCAGUGGCAACCCUCAUCAUCAGCUUGCUAUACUAGCAUCUUACUCAGGCAACGAGGUGGUAGCUGUUUAUAGGUACUUCCGAAGCUUAGCUGCAGAUACUCCUUUUACCACUGCACGUGACAACUUGAUUAUUCUUUUUGAAAAGAAUCGCCAAAGCUAUAGACAGCUGCCAGACAACAACAAAGUUCCCAGCGCUAAGGCAUUACCCCCACGGCUAUCUGGGAGGGGACAAGGACGGGGAGAAGUAAAGUUUCAGCCAAAAGAUGUUAACGCAGAAGCAGCUGAAAGGGAACAGGAGUGCAAUGUUCGUGAUACAUUGAAGGCCUUCUAUAUACGAUUUGUCAGGCUCACUGGAAUUCUUUUCACGAGGACCAGUUUGGAAACAUUUGGGGAGCUGUUUUCUUCAGUUAGCAAUGAUUUGCAGAUUCUUCUUUCUUCCGGUCUUGAGGAGGACCUUAAUUUCGGUUCUGAUGCUGCAGAAAAUGCAUUAGCUGCUGUUAGGCUUACUAUCAUCCUUAUAUUCACAGUGCACAAUGUAAAUAAAGAACCUGAUAGCCAGUCAUAUUCUGAACUUGUGCAACGCAGAGUACUGCUCCAAAGUGCGUUUACGGCUGCUUUUGAUUUUGUUGGACGAAUUCUCAGAAGGUGUUCAGAACUUGGUGAUAUCACAUCAAGCUUCUAUCUGCCAGCCAUUCUGGUCUACAUCGAAUGGCUGGCGUCCCAUCCAGAGUUGGCUAUUGACUCAGAGAUGGAGGAACAGCAUGCAAAUGCCAGAUCUUUCUUCUGGAACCAAUGUAUCUCAUUUAUGAAUAAGUUGAUCCUUACCAACCUUGCUUCUAUGGAGGACAAUGACGAUGAGGCUUGCUUUUCUAAUAUGAGCAUUUAUGAGGAGGGUGAAACUGGGAACAGGCUUGCCAUUUGGGAAGAUCUUGAAUUGAGAGGUUUUUUGCCCUUGGUUCCUGCACAUACCAUUUUGGAUUUCUCAAGCAAACACACAUUUGGAAAUGUUGGAAGCACCAAGGAGAAGAAAGCACGGGUUCAACGAAUUUUUGCUGCAGGAAAGUCACUGCUGAACUUUGUUCAGAUUGAUCAGUUGAGGAUAUAUUUUGAUCCAUCUUUGAAAAAGUUUGUCUUGGCCAAGAACUCUCCUGUUUCUAGAACUAACACCCCUCUUCAUGAAUCUCCUGAUGCACUUAAAACAAAUGGGACUGAAAUGGAUCACAAGGCUGCUAGAAGAUUUGAUUCAGUUUCUUCUAAUGUGGGCUCACUGCAGUCUAAAGUGCAGUUUUGUCCUGAUGGUGAUGAUGAAGAAGAAAUUGUUUUCAAGCCAACAGCUUAUGAGAAGUUUUCAAAAGUUUCUUCAGAUCUGUCAGUUAAUGGAUACGUCCAUCCUGUACCAGUGUCUGCUGCUGGUGGGCCAACCAAUGCUAGUUUAGUGCCUGUUCAGAACACUGCAUCAAUGUCUGCAACUCGUUUACCAUCCAAUCCACAUGCAACUGGUUUGCCAUCCAAUGGUGGGUCACUUCCAAGUACUGCAUCUCUAUCAGCUGCUGGUAAUUACAACACUGAUCAGUCGCUUCCCAGGUCGUCUGUUGGUUGGACUGAUUGGGCUGUCAAUAGUGAGCAAAAUGUUACUCCUAGCAUUGCUCCAAGAUUUGAACUCAUGCAGUCUGUUGAGGAGCCUGUUUCCAGCUGGACAAGCAGUGGGGCACAGCAUGUUGGUCCUCAGCACAAGCACACAGGUUUAACUUUCCCAGAUGUUGUCUCUGAACCAUGUGUAUCUGCAUCAAUGGUUCAAUGUUUUAGUAGCUCCGAUUAUUCGAAAUUUCUCAGAGAACAAGAAAUAUUCUUAAUGAAUGGACUGAAGACUGUCAACAUAACUGGAAAUGGCUAUCUAGAGCAGAGAUUGCAGCCUGGAUUGAGUGGUUUACAGUCUAUGGGUUAUUCAUCUCAGAUACCUAUUCAACCUGGUGGUACCACUGCAAACCUGAUGCAUAAUCAUGUCAAAAUUACUGGAGAGACUGUCCCCUCUACACUUGAUUCAGUUGUACCUUCAAUAGCACCAUCAGGUGGCAUGCCAAUCAAACUUACAGAAGCACCACUAACUGCUUCGAAGAAGAACCCUGUUAGUCGUCCAUCAAAGCCUGUUGGACCACCUCCAGGAUUUAAUCAUGUAACCCCAAAGCGUCAAGAUGAUUCUAUUCCGGUUGAAAAACUGCAGAACCCACAGGUCGAUGAUUACAGCUGGCUAGAUAGCUAUCAGCAAUCGAUUGAUCAUGUUCACAGCUUAAGAACUAUUUAUCCUGGUGUCAGUGAUACUAGCACUGCAUUUGCCACUCCAUUCUCUUUCCCUGGGAGGAUACACACACAAGGGACCAAUGAAAAGACUUGGCAAGAUUUCCACCUUUUUGAGCCUUCAAAACAGAACAUGUUCCAAACUUACCACCAAAGAAAUCUGCAAAGUGGUCAAAUGGAUGAACAAGAGCCAGCAAAUUCUAUCUGGUCUAGCAGUUACCAUGUGUGAUUUGGUAACUUUUACCAGGAUGAUUGCUGGAGUUUCUGGGGACAGACUAUUGGAUUAAGUGGCACGACCUGAUCUAUUGAGCUUAGCCCAUACCUGCAGCACUUAGUGUUAAAUUUCUUUUGAGAAUGGUAGUCUUUCAAGCAUGACAAUGGCUGCUGUUAAGUUUGGGAGUGCCGCCAUCUUUUGGGCCAAAGAUGGGGUAGAGGAUGAUUGAUCUGUCGGCAGUCUGAUGGCGAUGAAUUAAUACGAGGUCUUCAAUGCUGACAGAAAGGGUUAAUGAAACAAACUUGAAUCCAGUGAUUAUAGGCACUCCGCACGGACCACAUGAUUCAUCUCUCACUGGACAUAUUGCUACCACAAGAAGCGGACGGUUGCUGCCGCAACUAAAACAUGCCGUGUGGAUGUCAGUUUUCAGUUGGCCUAUGCCAUCCAGAGAGUAAAAAGUGAGGAUCAACGAGCAUGUUGCCGAGUAGUUUCUCAAGUAUAAAUUACUGCGUCUACUUGCUCCUUCGCUUUGGGAACAAUGUAUCAGGUUGUAAGUUGCAAUUAAAUGUUUGGAACAGUUUGUCAUGGUAAUUGUGUGGCUCCUAUAUGGCUAUAUUGUUCUCUGUAAUUGUAUGGACCAACCCUAAGUGUUACAUACAAACAUCUUUGAUUUGACUCAAUAUCUUGUUCUUCAUCCGUU